Messenger RNA from Aspergillus brunneoviolaceus CBS 621.78, 1472 nucleotides. RefSeq names its product sterol desaturase family protein. The transcript is spliced from 3 exons. Gene Ontology annotation, biological process: ergosterol biosynthetic process. Bases 494 to 1378 code for a protein of 294 amino acids. The record is from RefSeq and is a predicted model, not a curated record. NCBI's taxonomy places the organism in Eukaryota, Fungi, Ascomycota, Eurotiomycetes, Eurotiales, Aspergillaceae. Gene Ontology annotation, molecular function: C-4 methylsterol oxidase activity; iron ion binding.
AACAAUAAAACGAUCAUCACCCGGCUAGAUUGACCUGGAGUACAUGGGUACAAUUAGGCAGCGAUGGCUCAGGGGCAUCCGGCGUCGUUCGACCGGCUCGUUCGUUUUAGCCCCAGAAUGACCUCUGCGGCGCAUGCAUUGUCUCGACCGUUGCCUCCAGGCGACCAAUGACCUCACAAGUCCAAAGAACCAAUAAUAAAACACAUUAUGCAUCCCAAGUGGGCCAUGGUGAUCUGGCCGAAUCCGGGGAAAGGUAAGGGAGGCGUGUGAGUGGCGGGCGGGAUUUGAGUUGAUGGGAUUAAUUAAUUUCAGGGCACGGAUCGGGAUCAGUUGAUGUUCUGCCCGGGAUCCGGAGUGGUGUGUCCGAUCAGACCAUCCGGAUACCCACCACCACAACCGAGGAGGAAAAAAGUACAUAUACUUUUUGUUGACUCAAUUUACAACCCGAAAGCGAAUCAACAGCGUGACGGGAUAUGCGCUGAGGAAGCCCAUCAUGGACUACACCUUCAACACCACCCUCGCCGCGCCGGCGACGGGCUCCUACCACGAGCUAUACGAGAUCGCCAGCCUGAACCCCAAACUGUCCUUCCUCGAGAAGCUCUGGUGGACGCACUACGCCUACUGGGACAACGACAUUAUCGCAACAGGAAUCAUCACCUUCCUCGCGCACGAGAUCCUGUACUUCAGCCGCUGCAUCCCGUGGAUCAUCGCAGACGCCUUCCCCAGCCUCUUCCACCGCUUCAAGAUCCAAGACACGAAAGCCCCGCCGUCGGCGCGCGAGCAAUGGAACUGCGUGAAAUACAUCCUAGCAAUCCACUUCAUCGUCGAGCUACCGCUGAUCGUCCUCUUCCACCCGAUGAUGGAAUUUUUUGGAUUGCAAUACACCCUCCCCUUCCCCGACCUGAAAACCCUAGCCCUGCAGACCACCAUCUUCUUCUUCGUCGAAGACACCUACCACUACUGGCUCCACCGCGCCUUCCACUGGGGCCCGCUGUACCGCGCCGUCCACCGCGUCCACCACCAGUACGCCACCCCCUUCGGCCUGACGGCCGAAUACGCCAGCCCCUGGGAGACGAUGCUGCUGGGCUUCGGGACCAUCGGCCCCCCGCUCGUGCUGGGCUGGUGCACGGGUGAGGUCCACCUGAUGACCGUGUUGGUCUGGGUCGCGCUGCGCCAGUUCCAGGCCAUCGACGCGCACUCCGGGUAUGAUUUCCCCUGGAGCCUGCGCAGGGUGUUCCCGCUGUGGGGCGGCUCCGAUUGGCAUGAUGAUCAUCAUCGGUAUUUUCGGGGCAAUUAUUCCAGCUCGUUUAAGCAUUGGGAUGUGUUGAUGGGAACGGUUGCCGGGCCGAGGGGGAAGAAGAUGAAGAAGAGUGAGUAAAUGCCUGCAGGGUGCAGCGUGCGUGGGGUUCUGUUGCACUAGUGUCUGGGUUCGAUUCUUGUGUAUGAUAUUCGUAAUAGUAAUUCUUAAUAUG